AUGGCUCAUGCGCCCGAGAAGCAAAGAAACGGAAAAAGACUGACGUGUCCACAGCCCUUUGUCGACGACGACCACCCGCUCCAGAGCCUCUUCCCCGCCCGCGUCUGGGCCAUUCGCAUCCCCGUCAUCCUCAUCCUCCUCGCCUCCGCCGUCGUCGGCUCCUUCCUCGGCACCGUCAUGAUCCGAAGCAACAAGAAGAAGGCCGCCAAGGCCAAGGCUGCCGCGAAGAAGAAGGCCUAA
Messenger RNA from Verticillium dahliae VdLs.17, 240 nucleotides. RefSeq names its product dolichyl-phosphate mannosyltransferase polypeptide 2. The transcript has a single exon. The record is from RefSeq and is a predicted model, not a curated record. NCBI's taxonomy places the organism in Eukaryota, Fungi, Ascomycota, Sordariomycetes, Glomerellales, Plectosphaerellaceae. Gene Ontology annotation, molecular function: enzyme regulator activity. Gene Ontology annotation, biological process: GPI anchor biosynthetic process. The coding region runs from base 1 to 240 and encodes 79 amino acids. Gene Ontology annotation, cellular component: dolichol-phosphate-mannose synthase complex; endoplasmic reticulum membrane.